AUGCCAUCGUCGCGUCAUCGUCGAUCUUCCUCCAAACAAUCCUCAUCCAUUUCCUCCAAUACCAACAAUAACAACAACAAUAACAACAACACGACAACCAAUAACAAAUCUUCAUGGAGAAGGAAAAAGAAAGAGAAACGAAAAAAGUCCAUUCAUUCCGAUUCAUCACAACAGUUGAAUUCUCUACAACAACAACAACAACAACAACAAUCAAAUCCUACGACCAUAACCAAUUCUUCAACAACGUUCGAACAUGAAGGAGGAAUAAAUAAUUUUCAACAACAACCAUCCAAACAUCCACGAAUUCCAUUAUUGUGGACAAAAACACCUCCAUCCAAUAAUAAUUACAGUAAUAAUAAUAAUAUUCAUAGUUCGAAUAAUAGUCCUGUAAUGGUCGUUGAUGAUCGAAAGACUAAAGCAAAUGCUUCAACAGAAUUGAAUUCUCAUCAAAAUUUGAACCAAACCAAUCAUCAUCAUCAUUACACACUUGUUGCACAACAAGAUCCACAAGAGGACCAAGAUGCACAAUUAAUGGGAGUCAUGGGUGAAUUUCCAACUCUUUCUUUUUGUGAUUUAAUGUUAUUGGGAUCAAAUCCUUUGGAUGUGAAAAAUUCCACAUCAUCAUUGAGUGUGACUUCUCCCAUCAUCAUGAAUGACAACAAUUUUCAUCAUACAUUCUCAUCCAUGAGUACGACAACGACGAAUUUGAGUUCAACACCAUCCUCUUCUUCUUCUUCGAGAAAACAUUUUCACUCGACAAGUAAUAGCACUGGAAGUAUUAAUUUACCAUUGACAAGUAGUUUUGGAAAGGAAAAUUUGACAAAUUCGAGUCCAAUGUCCGUGAUGAAAACCAUGUCACCAUUGGCACCGUCUGUAGUGAGCAGUAAUCUUGUCACAAAACCAUUAUCAUUGGACAUUUCAAAAUUGAAACCAAAAUCAAAUCCUAGUCCUUCAUCAUGUGUGACACCAGAAGUUGCGAAUGAUGACAAUGACGACAUGACAUCUAGUCCCAAUAUUCGAUUAACAAACAGUGAAAAGAAAGCUUCAAAAUAUAGAGAACGAAGCUUUUCAUUUGGAUCGAAAAAAGCAGCUUCUACUUCUGGAUCUCUCUCACAUCGAGGAUUUAACAUUUCAUCAUCAUCGGGAGAAAAUCUCCACAAAAAUUCCUCUUCUUCCUCCCCAAAUCAUUCAACGAACAUGUCGUCACGAAUGCAACAAGGCAUGUCAUUUUCAAAAUGGACAGAAUUAAUUCAAAAUAAUGGAGCUUUUGCUAGGAUUAAUAAUUUAUCAUCGAAUCAUUCGUCACCUUCAAAUUCUCCGAAUAUGCUUCAUCCUCAACAUGGUGUUGUGGACAAUACGACGACCGAUGAUUCGAAUAUGAGUGGAGAUGUCAUGUCCUCUCAUGACUCUUCCGAUAUUUUCGAUCAACUCGAAGAUAUUUUGUCGUAUCAACAUCCAACAAGUCCUCGAUAUCGAACUUAUUCAAAAUCUGAGAAUCAUGAACAUUUAACAACGAAUAUGGAAAAUCUUUCUCCAAAAACAACAGAAAUUGGAAAUAGUCAAUCGUUGGAUCUUCAAUUUGCAUUAAUUGGAAGUCGAGGAGGAACUCGAAAAAUUGAAGAUUGGAUGAAGGAAAAUAUGGAACUACGAAAAAGUGAAAUUCCUUCAUUGAGAGAAUCACGUGCUUCGACUGAAUCUAGGAAAGGAGUUCCUACCACUCGAUUGACAUCGAAAAGUAGAAGUUCCUUUAAUUCUAGAUCUGCCAUUGAUUUAAAUGCAACGAAAAUUGUGAAAAACAUACCAUCCAUUUCAGACGAUAUGGAUUCUGACAAAUCGAGUUCCUUUUCAGAAGGAAAUUCACCUUCCUUUAGACCACGACGAAAGAAGAGAAGUGAAAGUCAUAUUGUGGUGAAUGCCAGUGUUUGUUUACAUUUUGCGAUUGACAAUUUUAAGGGUCUGGAAGAAUCACUCAAGCAAGAACGUCAAAAAUUAGAACAAAAAUCAAGUGGAGAAAAUGACCUUCUCGUCAUCGAUAACAAAUUUCCUGUUCAACUUCAUGUCUUGCAUCGUGUCAAGAAAUCCAAUGACACUUAUAUUUGGCUACCUCUCGUUCACACUCAUGAUGUGGAUUUACUGACUCUUCAAUAUUCAUCAUCCUUCUCUUCAAAUAAUGUCACAAAUCACUCAAGCAAUGGUGAAAGAAAUAAUUUCACAACAACCACAACUCCUAAAAAGAAUGACACAACAAAUGUCAAUGACAUUAUCAAAUUUCAAACCACAGCGACUCUUCCUUUCCAUUUUGAAAAAAUUACUCCAUUGCUUUUUGCUCUCGUGAGUACUCGAACGAAUAAUGUUUUGGGAUCCUAUGAAGGAUGUUUGGCAGAAAUUUGUGGAGCUCAACGAUUACUCAUUCGACGAAAGCUGAUCAAACAGAAAAAACAUUUUUGUGAUAUAGUGAUUCAGGCCACUUUUCCACACGAACAUUCGAAUCCACAUGGAUGUUCCUCAUUGUUACCAUUUUCACAACAAGGUUCAACAACACAACAUCCAGCGCCCAUACAAUUCAACAAAAUUUUGGAAACUCAAAAUUUCACACGCCACAACAAGGCAGAACCAUCUCGUUUAUUUACAGAACUGGAUGAAGAAUUUGCAACCAUGGAACAAGUGGACACAAACAAUUCUGAAUCAGCGUCCGAUCUCACCUCCUCACAAACGAAUGAAGAUUUUGAAAGGUCAACCACAAAAUCAUUGUUGACAACAACCAAUGACUCAAAAGUUUCAAAAAAGAAAAAACUCCCCAACAACGAAGUUUAUUUAGAUUUUGAUGAAAUUCAAGCCAAACUUGAAAAGAAAUAUAAGGACUGCUUUUUAGUGGUCUCUCAACAAUUUUUCACAGAGAAGGAUCAAACAGGUUCCUUCAUUCCUCUCUAUACGAGCGAAACAAACACAAAAUCCACAAAAACUCCCUCGUUUGAACCUUUCACCAUCAAACCAACACUCGAAUUCAAAAUUAUUCGAUUUCGAUUUGAAUUAUUUUAUUGGGAAACAGUUUCGAAACAACAAUUUGAUGAAUUGGGAGAUGUCGCUACUCCACGUUAUUCCUUUAAACAAUCUUCGUCUCAAUCUUCUGUAAUUUCUACCAUUGGUCAUUACAAGACAUUAAUUGGAGCAGCCGAAGUACUCUAUCAAGAUUUUAUCAAAUUUUUUGAUUCACCAGUGUUGCCAUCGUCAUUGCCACCUCCACCUCCUCCUCUCAUGACACCAUCCGUUCCCAUGACAGGUGUCUACCUUUCCAACACUUUGGAAGAUAAGAAAAACGAAACCUUAUUGUUGGGUCCAUUUUUUCACAUUUCAAAUACUGGAUUGAAUGAAGUUGCAACAAGAGAUCACACCAAUGCUUCCAAGAAGAAUCGAAAAUCAUUGAAAAAUGUCACCUUUGAUCCUACGACUGUCCUCACGACGACCAUGACGACCAUGACGAGUGACACUUCUCCUUCAACAACCACUGUGAAUGCCUCGACGUUUCAUACCUCUCCCAUGAAUAAUAACUCGACAGGAAAUAAUUCUUAUAUCCAUACGAGUAAUGGAGGAAAUAAUUCAUCAUUGUCUUCAUCUUCACACAAAGUGUCACCACUCACAGUUCGUCUCUAUGUGGAUAAAAGAAUUCAUGUCAUGAAAGAAGAGACUCUGGCACCUCAAGGAAUGGAUCCCAUUGAAGAUGAAAAUAAUCCUUCAGUGGUUCAUCGAAGACGUAAAGUAUUGAGUGUUGUGAGUUCACAAAAUGGAUCAUUGACGUUUAAGAAAGUGAAAGAACGAGUCGUGCAACUCGAAGAACAAUCGGAUUUGGAUGUAACCUAUACCUUUUUGGAUUAUAUGAAAACAGGAUUGAGAUUUAAAUGUUAUUUUGCAUUGGAUUUUACCAAAGACAAUACUGAACCAAGAAAUGACAAUUUACAUAAUCCUCCAAAAGGUCAAAAAUCCAUCUACGAACAAUGCAUGGAAAGUAUUAGCAAGAGAAUCUUUCAAUACGAUCCCAACAUGACUGAUUUUCAUCUCGUUGGAUUUGGCAAUGAUCGUCACGAACCUGUUUUUAAUUUAUACAGUAAGGGAGAAGAAGCAUCCGAUUAUCAAGCAUCUGGUUCAUUUCAUUUUAAUGACACUUCGACUGGUUCACAAGAUGUUGACAGUGUGUCACAGAAUUAUAUUUUUUCAGUGUUGUAUCCAAGAUAUUAUCCUCCUUUGAAAAUUCAUCAAUUAUCACCUAUUUAUCGACAAUAUACCUCCAGUACACCUACCUACAAAUUAAGCAUGCAAGAUUGUGUCAAAACCAGUCAUUAUGCCUUCACAGAGACCAAUGUCCAUAAAGGUACUCGAGAUUUGACCAAUGCCAACAAACACAUGACCUAUGAAGAGAGCAAAUCGGAUCCUUUGAAAAGAAUUUCCUCUCCAGAAUUUGUUCAUUUAAAUGUCAUGAGAGAUGUGAAUUCUUCUUCUAUAUCAGGAAUUACGAAUUCGUCGUCACCUCCAUCCUCAUUGACAACAGGUCGAAAUUUUUCUCAAAAUGAUGAAAAGAGAAGAUUUUCAACGGGAACUUCGAAAGGAAAUUUAUUUGAUUCGGGUGUGUUUAAUAUGGCUUCGAAAUAUGCACCCAAUGAUUAUUAUCCUGUGAUUAGUGACGUGAUUGAUUUGAGUUGUAAUUUGAAGAAUGAGGAAAGUAUUACUCAGACCUUGUUGUAUUUGUAUAGAGAGAGACAAAUGGCAAAGAAAGGUUAUACUGUUUCGAAUAGUGGAAAUAUGACAAGUAUGAGUGGUUGUAAUUCAAAUUCGAAUUCGAAUUCCAAAAUGGUGAACGACGAUCAUUCUUCUUCACAAUUGUCACUCAAUCAUAUCAAUCCGGUACUUUAUAAUUUACUCGUCAUUUUAAUUCCCAAUGAUUUUAUUCAUGUGGAAGAAACCAUUUACAAGUAUGUGGAGGCAUCUCAUAAGGCAGCCCUCUCAAUUUUGGUCAUUGGCGUUGGAAGUGGAUGCUCCUUCAAGACACAUCGUUCCAUUAAUUUUAACAAUGAUGUUUUUAGUAACAAUUCGAGUUGUUCCUCUGGAGUGGGUUCUAGUGGAGGUGAGCGAAAGAGUAUUCAAUACAGAAUUCAAAGUACUCUUCCGACCACGUCAGAUCUUCAAUACAGAGGAUUGAAAGCCUCUCGAAAUUGUGUCACGUUUGUGAGACUCAAUGACUAUGAAACGGUGAAUGAGGCGAUUGAAGCUGCUCUCAAAGAUAUUCCCAAGCAAGUGUGUCGAUACAUGAAGAUGAAAGGCAAAUUGAUUUUAUCUCCUGACAAUAAGUGA
Messenger RNA from Naegleria lovaniensis, 5343 nucleotides. RefSeq lists its product as uncharacterized. Gene Ontology annotation, molecular function: calcium-dependent phospholipid binding. The transcript is spliced from 4 exons. The coding region runs from base 1 to 5343 and encodes 1780 amino acids. Gene Ontology annotation, biological process: cellular response to calcium ion. The record is from RefSeq and is a predicted model, not a curated record. Gene Ontology annotation, cellular component: plasma membrane. Lineage: Eukaryota; Heterolobosea; Eutetramitea; Acrasida; Naegleriidae.